CGGCCCAUUAGAAAACCAGUUGCCCAAGAUCUGGAAUAACCUAAUAACCAUUCGUGUUACCAUUUCAUCCGAUCCGGCAUCUCUCUUUACUGCUCAUUUCUCCGUUUCCAGCCCCUCUUCCCCCCUAGGUCGGACGCAGUCUACACCAUGCCGAUCGUCUAGUAUCCCGAGUGAAGGAGCAGAUAUCAUGCGCGUGUCCCAUUCUCUUCUCCAACAAUUUUCGUAUUAGGUUUUAUGAUUUUAUAAUUACUACCCAAUAUUUAGUAUAUUCCCAAAUGGAGGUUAAGCUAUGGAAUGACAAGCGUGAGAGAGAGAUGUAUGAAAACUUCGCGGAGCUGUUUGCCAUUAUAAAAGCAACCGAAAAGCUCGAGAAAGCAUAUGUACGAGAUGUUAUAUCAUCAACUGAGUAUGAAAACGAAUGCCAGAAAUUGAUUGCACAUUUUAAGACUCUGUCCUCUGGAUUGAAGGACACUGUCCCAAGCAUCGAACGGUUUCACGACACCUACAAAAUGGACUGCCCGUCUGCCAUAAACCGCCUGGUGACCUCAGGGGUGCCCGCGACAGUUGAGCACCGGGCAGCUGCUGCUGUAUCAGCUUCCACUUCGGCUGCUGUGGUGGCGGAGUGUGUGCAGAACUUCAUCACAGCCAUGGACUCUCUGAAACUCAACAUGGUUGCCGUUGACCAGGUGCACCCUCUGCUGUCCGACUUGUCGGCCUCCCUUAACAAGCUCUCGAUCUUGCCGCCUGAUUUUGAAGGUAAGACUAAAAUGAAGGAAUGGCUUUAUAGGCUGGCUAAAAUGGGUGCCGCUGAUGAGUUGACCGAGCAACAGUCUCGGCAGCUGCACUUUGACCUUGAAUCUUCAUACAAUUCCUUCAUGGCGGCAUUGCCCUCUGCCGGGACUUAGAUGAUGAAUUGAAUUUGAGUGCUAAUUAAUGGUUUCUUUCAUUAAAAGAAAUUAAGUGGUGCCUUGUUGAACAAAUUUUUAUUUUGUUGUGCGGAUUGACCCUAUGUAGGUUUAUUAUGGUACUACUAUUCUGUGUAUAUGCAGUUAAUCACUAACUCUUCAAUUACCACUUAAAUGAUUCACUGCUAAAGAUCCCAUGUGAGGUGUCCUAAAACUAAGCCUGUUCUGGCUAAGUGGGAUCUAUUUACCACAUGAAUCUUUCCCAUAGGCUUUGACUUCAUUAAUUUGUCAAUGUUACACUAUGUAUCUCUCUGUAUAAGAUUUAUGUAAUUUUUCUAAAUAUCUCUUAUCAAUUUCAUUAUACUUUGACUAGAUGAUUAUCUUCUCUCUUCUCUAAUUGACUACUCUACCUUUUAGCU
Messenger RNA from Cuscuta europaea, 1324 nucleotides. The record is from the annotation of a GenBank genome assembly. Lineage: Eukaryota; Viridiplantae; Streptophyta; Magnoliopsida; Solanales; Convolvulaceae.